AUGGCCAGCAACAUCCUGUUCCUCCCGUUCCGACGGUCACACUCGGUAAAUCUCACCGACGCGAUCAAGCAGUACAUAUCCUCCAAAUAUGACCAACAUCCAGAUAUGUUCACCAAAGACCUGGAGACGAUCGAGAAGCUCCGUUCGGUUGCAACACACGCCCAAGAACCGCAUCCCAGCAACAUCCCGAAGCUUCAACAAUACGCGGCGCAGCUGAUAUGGCUGAGUGGGAAGUUUCCCAUCGACAUUGGCGUAGAGUUCCCAUGGUAUCCUGCGCUGGGAUACAAUACGAGCCGGCCGACAUCGCGCAACAACCUCCGCUUCGAACUCGCCAACAUCAUGUUCAACCUCGCGGCCAUGUACUCGCAGCUAGCCAUGUCGUCGAACCGAAGCACGCCCGACGGACUGAAGAUGGCAGCCAACAACUUCUGCCUCGCCGCUGGAGUCUUGUCGCAUUUGAGGAAUACCAUCUUGCCCGAGAUACGGACAGAGCCGCCAGAGGAUAUGGAUUUGAUGACACUCGAGUGUUUGGAAAAGCUGAUGUUGGCACAAGGGCAAGAAUGUUUCUGGCAGAAGGCCGUCAAGGAUGGAAUGAAAGACGCGACUAUCGCCAAACUAGCCGCUCGUGUAUCUGAUCUUUACAACGAGGCGGGAGACGCUGGGAUACAAUCGGACGCUAUAAGCAGCGAGUGGAUACACCACAUGACGGCAAAGCACCACCACUUUGCUGCUGCUGCUCAAUACCGUGCAGCCUGCGAUUCCCUCGAAAAGCGCAAUCUGACUUGCGUGAACGAGGCCCUCAAGGAGCAGCGCUACAUCAACAAGGUCGUACUUGCAGACCUGAACGGCUUGAAGAACCGCAUCACGGAAGACCUGAAGCGGGCCGAGAAGGACAACGAUAUGAUCUACCUGCUACCCGUACCGCCAAAAGCAGAGCUCAAAAUCCUCGAUCGAGCCAACAUGGUUGUGUCAAGAGUUCCAAAGGAGAUAGCUGAGUCCAACUCCAUGUUAGGAGAGCGCGGUGAGCUUGGCCCAGCGCUUUUCUCCAAGUUGGUACCUUAUUCCGUGCACCUGGCAGCUAGUAUCUAUGUGGACCGCCGUGAUCGAUUGGUCAAUGGUACCAUUGUUGAAGAGCUAGAGGCAUUGACCAACAAGAUCCAUGAGGUACUCCGCAGCCUGAAUCUACCUGGCUCCUUGCAGGCUCUUGAGAAGCCACUAGGACUACCGCCAGGUCUUGUAGCACACGCCGAAGAAAUUCGCCAGCAAGAUGGCAUCAAUCGUCUCUUACGCUCGAUGGAGGAUACGAAGAAGCUCAUGUACACGGAUCAGGCUAUCUAUCAAGAAGGCGUCGACAUACUCAGGUCGGAAGCUGCAGAGGACGAAGGCGCACGACGCAAGUUUGGCACAGAACGUUGGACCCGACCCCCCGCAGAACAAGCCGCACCCAAGCUCUAUGCCCAGAUCAACGAAAUUGAUGGCUACUUCAAGGCCGCCACCAACAGCGAUAAUAUUGUGAAGACAAAGUUGAAGGAGAAUGAGCACUUCAUACGCCUACUCAGCGGACCGGAUCACGAGCUUGAAAACUAUGUACCAAGCGGUAGGAGACCCGCAAUCACUGGAGAUGUCGAACGCGAAGCUGGCAAGCUUCGUGGUAGCUUCAACGAGGUCAGUAGGCUCGAAAGCAGGCGAAGACGAAAGAUCGAGGCAUUGCGAACAAAGGCAAAGCAGGAUGACAUAAAUCCGGAAUUGCUGCGUGAAGCUGCUCGCUUAGAGCGGGAGUACCCUAUGCAGACAAUCGAGGCUGUGCAGUUCGAAGGGCUUUUCGACAAGCGUCUCCAGAUGUACGAUGCCGACCAAGACAUGAUCAAAGACGAAGAGAAUGAGCAAACAGAGGCCAUCAAGCGACUGCAAGAUGCAAACGCAGCAUUCUUAAUCGCUCGUCGCGGCGACCAAUCAACGAAGAAGCGUGAGCAAGCGUUACAGAACCUGGAGAAUGCAUAUUUCAAGUACAAGGAGAUCAUCUCCAAUCUCGACGUUGGACGAAAGUUCUACAAUGACCUCGCUAAGAUCGUGAACCGAUUUAGAGAUGAAGCGCGGACUUUUGCUUACAACCGCAAGUCAGAGGCGUCACACCUGGAGGGCGAUCUUACUACACGAAUGAGCUCCCUCGGCCUUCAGCAAGCGACGACGAAUUCGCUGCAUCAGCAGAAACAGGCAGACGCACAAAACCCAAAUUAUGGUGCCACUGCACAUGCAGAGGAGCCAUUAGCAGCUCCAACGCCGACCAGAGCAAACGUACCUCCGCCGUCCGGUAUGUGGACACCAGAGGUUGGAAUUCGAUUUGGUGGUGUGCCUACAUCGUCUGGCAAUGCUCGACCUUCGGCUGGUCCUCCGCAGGAUGGGCGAUGGGAUCCUGCGCAAGGUCUGAAAUUUGGUUAA
This is a messenger RNA of Alternaria postmessia, 2439 nucleotides long. RefSeq lists its product as uncharacterized. NCBI's taxonomy places the organism in Eukaryota, Fungi, Ascomycota, Dothideomycetes, Pleosporales, Pleosporaceae. Gene Ontology annotation, molecular function: protein binding. The coding region runs from base 1 to 2439 and encodes 812 amino acids. The record is from RefSeq and is a predicted model, not a curated record. The transcript has 4 exons. Gene Ontology annotation, cellular component: endosome.